AUGUCGGCAGACCAGAUAUACUCAGCCAAGUACUCGGGGGUUGAUGUUUACGAAUUCAUCCACCCCACCGGGUCGAUCAUGAAAAGGAAAGAGGACGACUGGGUUAAUGCUACGCACAUUUUGAAAGCAGCUAAGUUCGCCAAAGCGAAAAGGACUAGAAUAUUGGAGAAAGAGGUUAUCAAGGAUACCCACGAGAAAGUGCAGGGUGGUUUUGGAAAAUACCAGGGAACAUGGGUUCCACUGGAUAUAGCCAGGAGCUUGGCCGCAAAGUUUGAAGUGCUUGGAGAAUUGAAACCGCUUUUCGAUUUUACACGAACUCCAGGCUCUGAGUCUCCCCCGCAAGCUCCCAAGCACCACCAUGCAUCACGCGCAGACUCGGCUAAAAGGCGUAAUACUAGGACAGCUUCCUCUGCACAGGCUAAAUCUUCAGAGCCAUCUAGCUCGUCAGCCACACCCACAGUACCGCGAAGAAGAGGGAGACCGCCUUCCAACAAGAACAAAAAGCCUGUUGCUAACUUGGAAAGGUCCCAGAGCGAUAUGGUGUUUCCCAGACCUGCAAUACCAGUUUCUAGUAUAAACUCCACAAGGUUGCCAUCUAUUCAGAGUCCUCUACAAAGGACCAUAAGCUUAGACCCUGUGAUAAUUAGAGAGUCGGGUGGUAGCCCGCAACAGUUCAAGGAGCUAGAUAUUGAAGAUGGCCUGUCAAGUGAUAUCGAACCGGCUGGUGUUUCGAAAAUUGAGAUCGCACAAUCCUCGUCCCCCUCACUUCCAACAUCGCCAAGCGGAUUAUCCGAGGAUAACACUUUUGAUCAACGAGCGCUUAACGUGUCUACAACGAAUGGAGAAAUAGGUAGUGCUACGUCUCCUUUGUCCGCCAUGAUUCCAAGGUUUCCCAGCCAGUCUUUCUCACAAGCAUCUGAUAUUAGUGCAAAGGUGAACGACUACCUUUCAAAACUCGUUGAUUUCUUUGUGUCUACCGAGCUGCAAGCCGAAGACACUACGCCAACAGAACUUUUAUACCCUCCACAGAAUAGCGCCCCUUAUAUUGACGCUUGGAUUGAUCACGAGCAUCAUACUGCCUUUCAUUGGGCUUGCGCAAUGGGAAAUCUAGCAAUCGUUGAAGCCCUUUACAACGCAGGAGCAAGCACCAGGGCUGUUAAUGUUAGAGGCGAAAACCCCUUAAUUAGGUGUUCCAUCUUUCACAACUCGUUUACCAGACGCUCCUACUCCAGGAUCUUUCAAUUACUCCAUGAGACAGUAUUCGAUGUUGACUCUAAGUUGCAGACUGUGAUUCACCACAUAGUGGAAAGAAAAUCUUCUACACCGUCAGCAGUAUGUUACCUGGAAGUGUUAUUAUCAAAACUCAAGGAUUUCUCGCCCAGGUACAGGAUAGAAAACUUAAUCAACGCCCAAGACCAGAACGGCGAUACCGCUGUGCAUCUCGCAGCCCAGAAUGGUGAUAAAGUGUUUUUUCAAACAUUAGUCCAACAUGGGGGGCUUUCUACAAUAAAAAACAGUCGGGGGCUCACUGCGACUGAGAUUCUAAACCAGAGCCUUCCAUCAACGCAGAUACCCUUAGCAAGCAAUGGAAAAUUCAAACAAAACGUGGCACCCUCGUCACCUUCGGACUUUUUCAUGUACCCCUCGAAGUCUGCGACCCGCUUAAGCAGGGCUAUACCUGAAGUCGUAAAUGUCAUGAAGGAGAUGGCUGACGGCUACAACAGAUUGCACCAGGCGAGAGAAACGGAUGUUACUAACUUGGAAAAAACGUUGAAGAACAUGAAAAAAACCGUCUCCACUGUGAGAUUCAAAACAAUUGAAGCGCUGGAAGCUGAUAAAGAGUUGGAUCCAGUCCAAAUGAUGGAUGUCAGAUUCAAUGAGGUGCAGCUACUACGACACACUUUAGCAGAUUGCCAAAAUAAUAUGAUCAAUCGACUUGAGAGAGGCCAGUCGCGGCAGCUAUCAUCUUUGGUUGAAGAUCAAGAAGCUCGUGUUGCAAAGCGUUCAAGAAGGGAACCAGGAGACGACAAAAUAGAGCAGUUCAAGCUGGCACUUAAGCUGACUCAAUUACAACUGAAACGAAAGCAAAAACUGUUCCACAUCUUGCGAGUCAUAAGCGACAACUCCAAGAUCCACAAAUACCGAAAAAUGAUAUCGCAAGGAACUGAAAUGGAAGUCGACGAAGUGGAUAGUUGCUUGGAUGUUAUUUUACAAAGUUUGCGUAAAAGCCUAUAG
Messenger RNA from Lachancea thermotolerans CBS 6340, 2235 nucleotides. RefSeq names its product transcription factor MBP1 (gene MBP1). Gene Ontology annotation, cellular component: MBF transcription complex; SBF transcription complex. The record is from RefSeq and is a predicted model, not a curated record. Lineage: Eukaryota; Fungi; Ascomycota; Saccharomycetes; Saccharomycetales; Saccharomycetaceae. The coding region runs from base 1 to 2235 and encodes 744 amino acids. Gene Ontology annotation, molecular function: protein binding; transcription regulator activity; DNA binding. The transcript has a single exon.